Messenger RNA from Acipenser ruthenus (sterlet), 3946 nucleotides. RefSeq names its product secreted frizzled-related protein 1-like. The transcript is spliced from 3 exons. The coding region runs from base 365 to 1309 and encodes 314 amino acids. Lineage: Eukaryota; Metazoa; Chordata; Actinopteri; Acipenseriformes; Acipenseridae. The record is from RefSeq and is a predicted model, not a curated record. Gene Ontology annotation, molecular function: Wnt-protein binding. Gene Ontology annotation, biological process: canonical Wnt signaling pathway; non-canonical Wnt signaling pathway; negative regulation of canonical Wnt signaling pathway.
CACUCAAACUUGAAGAGUGUGCAUUCUCAGUAAUGCUAGCUGGUGUGGUAGUAGUAUGACUCAGUAGCAGCAGUAGCAGCAGCAGCAGCAGUGGUAAAACAGCCUUAGCUUGAAUGCUAUGGACUUUUAGGAAGAGUUAGUGCUAAGUGCAAAGCUGUGUAUGGGAGGAAAUUAGGCUAUUUAUAUAAAUUAUAUAUCUGUAUAUAUUCAUAUGAAAGUACAUCAACAGAGUUCAGCAACUGGAGUCUGACCUUUUUGUUUUGGGCAACUGAAAUUAAUUUUAUAGAGCUUUGUAACAUUUAAAAAAGAUAGAAGACAACUUUUCUUUUUCUAAGUUAGAAGGAAGCUGGACUUUAACCGCAGAAUGAGGAGGCUGCUGUGCUUUACCCCCAGGUGCCUCUGGAGUUCCAUGCCAGCACUCUUUGCUUUAACCCUCGCCCUGCUUUCUUGCUGUCGGGCCACAGAGUACGAGUACCUCAGCUGGCAGUCUGACCUGUACACCGGCGGGCGCAUCUAUGGCAAGCAGCCACAGUGCGUGGACAUCCCAGACGACCUGAGGCUGUGCCACAACGUGGGCUACCAGCAGAUGCUGCUGCCCAACCUUCUGGAGCACGAGACCAUGGCUGAGGUGAGGCAGCAGGCAGGCAGCUGGGUGCCCCUGGUCCACAAGAACUGCCACCCGGGCACCCAGGUGUUCCUGUGCUCCCUGUUUGCGCCAGUCUGCCUGGAUCGGCCCAUCUACCCGUGCCGCUGGCUGUGCGAGGCAGUGCGAGACGGGUGCACCCCAAUUAUGGAGGCGUUUGGCUUCCCCUGGCCCGAGAUGCUCACCUGCGAGAAGUUCCCACAGGACGACGUCUGCAUCGCCAUGAGCCCCGCCAAUGCCACGGAGACCACCAAGACGCAAGACUCUGGCAUCUGCCCGCCAUGUGACAACGAAAUGCAAACAGACGUCAUCCUGGAGCACAUGUGUGCCAGCGAGUUCGCCAUCAAGACGAAAAUCAAGGAGGUGAAGAGGGAAAACUCAGACCGUAAAGUGAUCCUGCAGAAGAAGAAGAAAGCCUUGAAGCUGGGAAGCCUCAAGAAGAAGGACCUGAAGAAGCUGGUGCUGUACCUGAAGAACGGAGCAGACUGCCCCUGCCAGCAGCUGGACAACCUGGGCAACAUGUACCUCAUCAUGGGCCGCAAAGUGGACAAGCAGUACCUGCUAACAGGCAUCCACAAGUGGGACAAGUCCAGCAAGGAGUUCAAAAAGGCCAUGAAGAAAGUCAAGAGCCAUAAGUGCCCAGCCUUUGAGACUGUCUUCAAAUGAUCAGCAAUGCUUUUGCAUCUCAUGAACUUGCACAAAACCCCCUAACUUUUUUUUUCAUAUAUAUAUAUAUAUAUAUAUAUAUAUAUAUAUAUAUAUAUAUAUAUAUAUAUAUAUAUAUAUAUAUACUGAUUUUACGAUAGUAGAGCAUCGCUGUAUCUGUAAAACAAACAAACAAGCUAAAUCUAAAACCUCUUAAUUGUUUCUUUCCCCGCAUACUUUCCCUGGAGAUUUCUCAUUCUUUUGUUGUAUACUGUAUCUUUCCCCUAAAUGUAUUUUAAAUCAUUGCCUGAACAAGUUUUGGUUUUUGUUCACAAUAUGGAUCUGAGAAGUGAAUUCUUUUGAGCUGAAAUACAAUUACCAUUCUGAUAUAUCAUGGUAAAUAUUUACAAGUGCCAAUUUUAAUAAGGCUCUGCAUGGCUGCAUUGGGUUUUAAUAGUAAUACAGUAAUAUUUGAACCUCUUGCCUUGCAUUAAACAAGUGAAAUGGGGGAAUCGUAUCAAGCAACAAUCAUUUUAAUUAAUGUAUAACAAAGAGAAAACAAAAACGGUCAAAGCCACAGGCUAGUCUGCUCAGGUCCAAGGUAUAUAUUUUUUAAAUCCAUGAAAUAACACGCAAUAAAAAAGGGUGUACUAUGGUACAAACCAAAUAGCUUUUGCAAUUUGCUGACAUAUCGGCUUGCAUGCUGUCUGAUUGAGCUGCGUUUCAGGGUCUUCUUGUUGUCCAGCUUUCAAUACAAAAACACUAAACACUUCACAUAGUCUACAGCAGGGUUUCCCAAUCCUGGUCCUGGGGACCCCCUGUGUCUGCUGGUUUUCAUUCCAGUUGAGCUCUGAAUGACUUAAUUGAACCCUUAAAAGAACUGAUAUUUUGCUUAAUUUGACCCUUUUACUUGUUUUCAGCUCUUAAACAGUUGCAGAUUUCAAGUUAGCUAGAACAUGUUAUAAAUAACUUGAACUAUGCAACUGUUUAAGAGUUGAAAACAAGUAAAAAGGUCUAAUUAGCAAAUUAUCAUUAUCAAUCAUUUCAAUUAAGGGUCUAGUUAAGUAAUUGAGAGGUCGGUUGGAAUGAAAACCAGCAGACACAGGGGGUCCCCAGGACCAGGGUUGGGAAACCCUGGUCUACAGCACAGAGCCCUGAUCCACAAAACUGUCUUCAUCAUCUUCUUCUUCAUCUUCUUCUUCUUCUGAAUUGCUAGGUAAUACUGGGAAACACUGUUAACAAACCUUGUAUUGAUGAAAACCAAAAAACUAAUCUUAGAUCCUCCAUAUAUGUACAUUUUACCGUGAUUACAUUUCUAAAUUACAGAUAUUUUUGGGGGGGAUAUUUACUGGCUUUUUUUUUUUUUAUUUCCAUGUAUAUAAAGGCCUCCACCCGUAUAUUUUUGGGACGAACAGCACAAUCAUUAGGCUAUCCUGGCUAUAGAGCUGCUUCAGCUAUAGAGACGCUUUUUGACCGUGAAAAUAAUCGCACACGCUGUAAUCCAGGACACAAAGAAAGCACUGUAGGCUUCAAGCCUGAUUUGGCACACGAUAUUUGACCCCCAACAGUCUGAAUUCGGCUAGUCAGACUGACUGAUGCAUAUUUAUGACCUGACAGCAUUUUGUUCAGUCAUUUUACAUCACAGUUCAUAAAGGAUGUAGGAACUAGGAGUAGAAAACAGACUUCACCUAUAAUGACUACCAAAGAGUCUAUACUGUACUCUGGCCCUCGAGAUCUAUUCUAGUCCUGGUCUUUAUUCCAAGCAGGUCCUGAAUUAGUGCCUCUUAACAGCUUCAAUUAACUACAUUAGAACCUGCUUGGAGUAAAAACCUGGACUGGACUUGAUCUCCAGGGCCAGAGCUGAGUACCACUGCUGUACAGCUAUGGCCAAAGGUUUUGCAUCACCCUAUAGAAUUAAUACAUUUUUCUUCAUUAAGUCGAAUGAAACCUGAAUAAUGUAAAGUUACCAUAUUGAAUUACAUACCGCUUUGUAGUUUCCCAUAUACUUAACGGAAAUUGAAAUCUAACAUGAAAUACUGUACUGCUAUUAUGGCUUCCGGUAGACUUUUGCGAUAGCAUUUUGUAGUUUUUUUUUAAAUUUUUUUAUUACACAAUGUUAAAUAAAAUAUCUAAAUUAUGUUCAUAUCGUUUUUUUUUUUCCUCAAUCUGAAAAUUCUAGGUGAUGCAAAACUUUAGGCCAUAGCUGUAUACUGUACUGAUGGCUUUGCUGAUAACAUGCAUAAACGCUCCCUAUUACAAUAUGUUCAGCCAUCUUUUCCGUACUAAGUGACUGUCUGUCAUGUUCCAGAGGGACAGCUAGUACAAUGGAAACUGAAAAGAAGGAAGAGGCAGUGCCAGUCUUGUUUUGUCUAUUGUCGCCCUGUGCUUUAUAUCCAUUGAGCUGCAUAGUACAGAACUGUUUAAAACCAUCAUGUUAUCCAAAAUCAUGUGAUCAGUGUCAUGUGUUUGCCCCUGGAUAUCACUGUAGUUGAAACUGGUAUUUUAUGAAUGUAUAAUUUCUGCUUUAAGGAAAAACGAGUUGUGUUAAAGGUAGAUAACUCCAUACCAACUGUAAGGGUAAUCAGAGGAAAAGUAAACCUGUUUUCACUCAUUUGAAUUAAAUCAAAGAAAGAAAGACCAGACUGCUGCCUGGGGGGG